Messenger RNA from Nelumbo nucifera (sacred lotus), 1607 nucleotides. RefSeq names its product glycosyltransferase BC10-like. Gene Ontology annotation, molecular function: glycosyltransferase activity. Lineage: Eukaryota; Viridiplantae; Streptophyta; Magnoliopsida; Proteales; Nelumbonaceae. The record is from RefSeq and is a predicted model, not a curated record. Gene Ontology annotation, cellular component: membrane.
UCGACCCCGAAACAGAAUUCAGAAAACCUUAUUCGCUUUCGCUCCGCUUUGUUGUGUUUUAAAAACCUCUUCCUGUGUAUGAAAGAGCAACACAGAGAGAAAGCGUAUGAAAGAGCAACACAGAGAUGGAGAGAGAGUCACAGACAAGAUGCGGUUUCAUUUCUAAUUUUAAAUGCUUCCUUCGUUUUCUUCACCUCUCGAAACCAUCCCCUCAAUGAGGUCUAGGAGAAGCGAUGACGAAGAAGAGAACUCCGUGUACGGUACGCUACGUGCUCUGGUUCGGGUUGAAGCUCGUCGUCUCUAUCUCGAUCGUGCUCUGCAUCUUUGCGCUUCUCAGGUUCCACUCUUAUUCCAAGCUUCAAUCUUCGUUUUCCUCUCGCAGAUUCCAUAGAUUGAAUCAGCACUACGAAGGUCCUCCCAAGAUUGCUUUUUUAUUCCUGGCACGGAGAGACCUUCCUCUCGAUUUUCUGUGGGGGAGCUUCUUCGAGAAUGCAGAUGCCGCAAAUUUCUCCAUUUAUAUUCACACGGAGCCUGGUUUUAUAUUCGAUGAAUCAACAACGAGGUCGCCUUUCUUUUACGGCCGACAGUUGAACAACAGCGUUAAGGUAAUGUGGGGAGAAUCGAGUAUGAUUGAAGCGGAGAGGUUAUUGAUUGGAGCAGCUCUUGAGGAUCCAGCAAAUCAGAGAUUUGUUCUCCUCUCAGAUAGCUGUGUUCCCUUGUACAACUUCAGUUAUAUUUAUGACUAUGUGAUGUCUUCUCCAAGGAGUUUUGUGGACAGCUUUCUUGACAUGAAGGAAGGUCGAUACAAUCCAAAGAUGUCACCUGUUAUACCCAAGGAUAAAUGGCGAAAAGGAUCCCAGUGGAUAACAUUAGUUCGAAGACAUGCAGAAGAUGUUGCAGAUGAUGAAAAUAUAUUCUCAGUUUUCAAGACAUUCUGCAAGCGUCGACCACCCGUCGAUCCCAGCAAGGGGGAGCAGAAUAUUAAACUUCAGAAGCAGCAUAACUGUAUCCCAGAUGAACACUAUGUGCAGACAUUACUUGCAAUGACAGACCUUGAAGAUGAAGUUGAAAGAAGAACCUUGACCUACACCUUGUGGAACCAAUCUACAACAGAAACGGAGGGGAAAGCUUGGCAUCCUGUCACAUUCAAUUAUGCAAAUACAAGUCCUCAACAAAUCAAAGAAAUUAAGGGCAUUGACCAUGUGUAUUAUGAAACUGAGUUACGGACAGAGUGGUGUCGUACCAAUUCUACGUUUGUAUCCUGCUUCCUAUUUGCAAGGAAGUUCUCGGAGGAUGCUGCUAUGCGCCUUCUGAAUGAGGGGAUAGUGGGUUCCUUUGAUGCCACUGCCACUGCCACUGCCGUGAUAGACAACCACUCAUAAUUGUCCCACCGGUACCAGUUCUCAUCUUCUAACAGCAUCACUGACCAUCUUCUUUUAAUUCCGGGAAAAGAUAAUGUCGCAGGGUGUCAUGAGAGACACCGAAAAGAGAUUUACAUGAAUUGAUGAAAAUUAUAAAUGUACAGAGUAACAGUUUCUUUAUGCUUUACAUCCAAACUUUGUAAGGUAACAGUGGCUGUUCAACAUCAUAUUCACACAAAAUGAUGA